GCGGGUGCACGGACAGCGAGGCGUGUGGUGAGGCGCGGCCAUGGUUGCUAUGGGAACCGUGUAGCGCAGUGAAAAGUAACAUGCCUGACAAAGCGCUGGUGACCGUGCGGUUCGGCCCGUACAUGAACGGCUCUGGGAUAGUGCAGCACCGCGUGGCCAGGCUGCAGGGGCUGCGAGCUGUUCUGGUCUCAGAUGGACACAAAGUUGUCUUGGAAGAAAUACUAGAUCGGGACUCCGUGGAACUAAUGGUGAACGGAGAGAUUGUAUUUCAGUGUAACAUCAAGGAACUUGACUUUGGAGGUGAUGGCAAGUUGGAUCCACUUUGUGAAGAAGCAAGACAUGCAGUGCUAAAGGCCUAUUAAUAAACAUUGUGCAUUUUGA
This is a messenger RNA of Bufo gargarizans (Asiatic toad), 381 nucleotides long. It is a transcript of the gene C6H10orf53, whose product is annotated as chromosome 6 C10orf53 homolog. The transcript has 3 exons. Lineage: Eukaryota; Metazoa; Chordata; Amphibia; Anura; Bufonidae. The coding region runs from base 81 to 362 and encodes 93 amino acids. The record is from RefSeq and is a predicted model, not a curated record.